This is a messenger RNA of Cyclopterus lumpus (lumpfish), 2283 nucleotides long. RefSeq names its product MAGUK p55 subfamily member 3-like. Gene Ontology annotation, molecular function: protein binding. Gene Ontology annotation, cellular component: plasma membrane; cell-cell junction. The transcript is spliced from 19 exons. The coding region runs from base 75 to 1901 and encodes 608 amino acids. The record is from RefSeq and is a predicted model, not a curated record. NCBI's taxonomy places the organism in Eukaryota, Metazoa, Chordata, Actinopteri, Perciformes, Cyclopteridae.
GAACAGAAGGAGCCAGUGGAGAGCGCUACCAGCUUUGUUUUCUGUCCCUGCCUGUUACCCUGCUGCCUCUCUGAAUGAUUGAAGCCAUGCCCAUCGUGUCUACGAGCACAGGGCUGCAUGAGACCCUGGCCCUGCUCACCUCUCAGCUCCAUCCUGAUGCCAACCAUAAAGAGGACCUGGCCUUCCUCAAAGAUGCCUUCAGUGAGAAAAGCCUCAGUUACCUCAUGAAGAUUCAUGACAAACUGAAGCAAUAUGAGAAACACAGGCCGACUCCAGUUCUACACAGUGCCACCUGUCUGGCAGAGGAUCUGGCAGAAGAGCUUCAGAACGGGCUGCUGGAGGAUGAUGAGAGAGAACUGCUUCUCCUUCUGAGCACCCCCCACCUCAAGGCGGUGCUGUCAGCCCACGACACAGUUGCCCAAAAGAACUUUGACCCGGUGCUGCCGCCACUGCCGGAGGAUCUGGACGUCGACCUGGAAGAAGAGUCGGUCAAGAUCGUCCGCCUGGUGAAGAACAAAGAGCCCCUGGGAGCGACCAUCCGGAGAGACGAGGUGACAGGCGCUGUAAUCGUGGCCAGAAUCAUGAGGGGAGGGGCAGCUGACCGCAGUGGACUGGUGCAUGUCGGGGAUGAGCUUCGAGAGGUCAAUGGACACCUGAUAACCCACAAAAGGCCAGAUGAAAUUAGUCAGAUUCUGUCACAGUCACAGGGCUCCAUCACACUGAAACUCAUUCCAGCUGUGGAAGAAGAAGACAAACUGAAGGAAAGCAGGGUCUACCUUCGGGCAUUGUUCGACUACACGCCCUAUGAGGACAAGGCCACGCCCUGCCAAGAGGCGGGACUUCCAUUCAAGAGGGGGGACAUUCUUCAGGUUGUUAGCCAGGAGGACGCCACCUGGUGGCAGGCCAAGAGGAUUGGUGACUGUAACCUGCGUGCUGCGCUCAUCCCCUCUACACAGUUCCAGGAGAGGCGUCUACGAUACAGGAUGAAAAUGGGUUCUUUCCCUGCCCCUAUGUCCUCCAAAGCUCAUACAUAUGAUCGAGCUGAGAGAGAAGACUGUGACAAUGAGGGUGCUCUGAAUGGAAAGGACAUAGUUUCUCCCAAGAGUAAGGCCGCCCCUGCCUUCUGUGGCCAGGCUCUCUCAUGGGAUUUUUACUCAGCUAGCCUGCGCAGAAGUUUCCGACUCAGGAAAGAUCGCCACAAUUCACCCGGAGAACCUCAAACUACGGAGACCAAUCACACAGACUUCCUGAUUUACGAAGAAGUGACACAAUAUCUGCCCCGCCCUGGUGAAAGGCCUCGUCUUAUAGUACUGAUAGGUUCUCUGGGAGCUCGGAUCUCUGAGCUCAAACAGAAGGUGAUUGCUGAAAAUCCUCGAUGUUAUGGUUUGGCUGUGCCUCAUACGACUCGAGCCAGGAAGGGUUAUGAGAGAGAAGGAGUGGAGUACCACUUCAUCACAAAAGCAGCUUUUGAUGCUGACAUGCAGAGUGGCAAAUUUAUUGAAUAUGGUGAAUAUAAAGAUAAUCUGUACGGCACCAGUUUGGAUUCCAUUCACAGGAUUUCGGAUCAAAACAAGAUCUGUCUUGUGGAUGUGCAACCAGAGGCACUGAGGACUCUACGCACUGCUGAGUUCAAACCAUAUGUUGUCUUUGUACGGCCUCACAUCUAUGACAGUCAACGCAAACCACUUGGCUCCUCUUCCUCACUCAGCUCAGUUGUCACGGAGGACGAGCUGCAUGAAAUGAAACAGUCAGCUGAGAAGAUGGACGAGUGCUACAGCUCUUGGGUGGACUAUGUCUUGGUGAAGGAGGACCCAGUCAGUGCCUUAGCUGAGCUCCAGGUCGUCCUGGAGAGGGUGCAGAUGGAGUGUCAGUGGGUGCCUGUGUCCUGGGUGAGGACCUGAACUGAGCUUGACUGGUUCAAGUUGGAUCCGUGGACCCCAUAAUAGGCCGAUGUGGAGAACAGAUUAAACUGAGUGUUGGAGUCAUCUAGUAUUACCUGCCAUACUCACACAAACAGGUGUGUGUGAUAGUUGACAAUUUCAUCAAUCUGGAAAUCAAGCAAGGUUGUAGAUUUAUCACUAACGGCUCUGACGAGGCAUGUAAGCCAGUCAAAAUCUACACUGUAAAGCAGCUAAUGUGUGAAGUGCCAUGUCAAGCAUUUGGGAUGGUAAAUCUGCAAACAUCUUCUCUCAGACUGUACUUAUGUCGUUACCCAACUUGGCUUUGACCAAAGUAUGUAUUGUGUUGAAUCUCUGUUGGCACUAUUUGAAGAUAAGGAUUUAC